Molecule: messenger RNA, 10044 nt
Organism: Branchiostoma floridae (Florida lancelet)
Lineage: Eukaryota; Metazoa; Chordata; Leptocardii; Amphioxiformes; Branchiostomatidae
Product: tetratricopeptide repeat protein 28-like
Exons: 20
Coding region: 1146-8978 (2610 amino acids)
Molecular function (GO): protein binding
Source: RefSeq, a predicted model, not a curated record
GGGCCAGAUCAAGCAUUGUCAAGAAGACUUUGGUCAUACUGCAGAAUGAAGACUGAAAAAUCUUUGCUUCAAAAGCCAUAGUAUGCAAUGGAGCUUGCCACAAGUCUACGGAAGCAAAGGAACAACCCAGUCAUCAAAAGAAGAACAAGGACAGGAUUUCAUGGAAGUCUUUUGAAUCAAAGCUGUGGGUUGGAGAGCAUUACGGAUCAUGUACCAAAGCUGACCCUGUUGUGUAAACUUCCACUUGGAAAAGGCGGAGACUGACGAAUAUCACUCAGACUCACGGGCAACAGAGUUGAGGACAAUCUGGAUUAUUAGAAUGGAGGAUUACAUGUCUGGAUAGAUUGUUUGGAACAAUGAUAUCUGGACAAAGCAGUUCAAAUAGAAAAUCAAAUCCAUCCCAUGUUAAUUGCCGAGUAUGUGGAGAAUGUAUCCAAUUUCCGCCCCUCUAUUCUUUUCGAACUCAGCGAUAGUGUACAAUUACUCGACAAUUAUCAGAAAUUGAUUUUUGGACUUAAAGAAAUGAAGCAGCCCUGUGUGAUACUGUGUGCUGUAUGGAUUUCCAAUAACACAGCGGAGUAACAACUGGACAACACGAGGUUUAAGCCAUCAGGUAUUCUCAACAAAGGCAAAGUAUGUCAGGACAGCUUUGACUUGGACAUGGCAUGUUUUGGAUUGUUAGCCGCAAUGUCACACUUAUAGGACAAGCAGUAAACUUUAUUUCUAAGAAAAAGCAGCAUAUUUCUCAGCUUUUCUACAGCAUAUGCUUUCUUCACGGACCAGGAGUUUGAUGAACAAGUCUUCUUUUAUUACAGACACAGUAGUUGCGAGUACCCCAACAAAGGAUGUGGAACAGAAAUGCAUUGACGCAUAGUCGUUUGAAGAAUGCUGACUGAAAAAAGUAUAGAAUUGCAAAUGGAGAGGGAAGCUUUUGUUAGUUGAUGUGGCUUGGGAAAUCAGAUGGUAAUUCUGCUCUUGGGAGUGUACCUACGCAAUGUUGGAUUACCGAACGAACGUGCAUUACGUCUGGAACUGUCCAAAUUGCCUGCUAAAUAGGGGACUGGCAGGAUAAAAAUGUGUGAACAGGAACAAUAUUGUCAUACUGACUAGUCGAGGCGGGAGAAAGUUGUUACUGUCCAGCAGAAAUGCUGAAAUGGCGGCCAAGUCAGACAACACAGGCUUACUUCCGCCAAGGUGUGGCUCUCCAGUGCAAGGGACAGCAUGCAGAGGCGCUGGCUGCGUUUGCGUCUGGCUUGGCUCAGGACCCCAAGAGCCUGCAGCUACGGGCAGGCAUGGUUGAAGCCGCCAUGAAGUCACCAAUCAGAGAAAAAUUGGAACCGACCUAUCGGCAGUUACAAAAGAUGAAGCUGGACAAGAGCCCGUUUGUUAUCAUCUCCGUGAUUGGUCAGGAGCUGCUGGCUGCAGGGUUCCACUCUGCAUCUCUGGUUGUCCUUGAGUGUGCUCUCAAGGUGGGGACGUGCAGCCUGAAGCUGAAAGGGUCAGUGUUCUCGGCCCUGUCCACAGCACACUGGUUACUGGGGAACACAGAGAAGGCCAUCGCUUACAUGCAGCAGGACCUAACUGUCGCCAAGUCACUCGGUGACCCCCAGGGAGAAUGCAGGGUGCAGGGUAACCUGGGGUCGGCCUACUACUCCAAGGGCUGCUACAAGGAGAGCCUGGCUCACCAUCGCAUGCAGCUGGUGCUGGCUAUGAAGGAGAAGGACAGAGAGGUUGCAGCCAAAGCUCUCAGCAGCCUGGGCCACGUCUACACCUCUGUCGGAGACUUCCCGAAUGCCCUGGCCAGCCACAAGCAGUGUGUCGUCCUUGCCAAACAAAUAAACGACAAACUGUUCGAAGCGCGGGAGACAGGCAACAUGGGAACCGUGUACCUCGCGAUGGGGGACUUUGACAAUGGCAUUGAAUGUCACAAGCAGCACUUGGAGAUUGCGAAGGAGUGUCAGAACAAAGAAGAGGAGGCGAGAGCAUACAGUAACCUUGGGAGUUCGUAUCACUACAAAAGGAACUUUGACCAGGCAAUGACGCAUCACAACCGUGUGCUGGAAAUAGCAGCGGAAAUUGAGGAGAAGUCGUUUGAGGCCAGAGCGUAUGCUGGACUUGGGCAUGCUGCUCGGUGCAUGGGCGACCACGACCGUGCCAAGCAUUGCCACGAGCAACAGUUGAACAUUGCGUUGAGUACAAAGGACAAGCAGGCAGAGGGGAGGGCUUGUUCAAACCUGGGGAUCAUCUAUCAGCUGAAGGGAGAGUUUGACACCGCGUUGAAACUCCACAAGGCCCAUCUUGCCAUAGCAUCUGAGUGCAACGACCGUGCUGGGCAAGGCAGGGCAUUCGGCAACAUGGGAAAUGCCUACAGUGCCUUAGGUCACCAGGAGCAAGGGGUCAAGUACCACCUUCAGGAGUUGACCAUCGCGAAAGCGGUCAACGACCGUGCCUCCGAGGCUAGCACGCACGGAAACUUGGCAGUAGCCUAUCAGGCGCUAAACGCAGAGGACAAAGCCUUGCAGCAUUAUCACAGUCACCUGAACAUUUCGCAGGAAAUAAAGGACAAAGCAAGCGAGGCUCGCGCGCUGAGCAACCUGGGAAACUACCACAGUACAAGGGGGGAGUUCAGUCAGGCCGUGCCAUACUACGACAAAUAUCUUAUCAUUACACAGGAGAUACAGGAUAUUGAGGGGGAGGGAAAAGCUUGCCAUAACCUCGGGUAUGCUCACUACAAGCUAGGGAACUACAAGGAAGCCGUGCACUACUAUGACCUGGACCUGGCUCUUGCCAAGGACAUGCAGGACAAGGUUGCGAUGGCCAAGGCCUACUGUAAUCUUGGUCUUGCUCACAAGGCGCUGGGAAAUGUAGAAAAUGCCCUCGAGUGCCAGAAAUAUUUCCUGUCCAUAGCACACGUGCUGAAAAACGUCCAAGGGAAAUUCAGAGCGCUGGGAAACAUUGGAGAUGCCUUGAUGGCCAAACAGGACACUGAAGGUGCCGUGAAAUUCUAUGAACAGCAGUUAGUGCUGGCCAAAGAGGUUAGGAAUAAGUCCCUGGAGGCUAGUGCCUACGCAGCCAUGGGUGCUGCUCACAGACUGUUGAGGAAGUAUGAUAAAGCCUUGAACUUCCACACACAGGAGCUGAACCUGUGUCAGGAGAUAGGGGACGUGAAGGGGGAGUGUAAGGCACACGGGCACCUCGGUGCCGUCCACACCUCCCUCGGGAAGUACACAACGGCGCUCGGCUGCUACGAAGAACAGCUCGCGCGUGCGAAGGAUCUAAAAGACAGUGCCGUUGAAGCUCAGGCGUACGGUAACCUAGGAAUCACCAAGAUGAACAUGGGCUUGUUUGAAGCUGCCAUCGGCUAUUUCGAGGAGCAGCUCGCAACCCUGGAGCAGGUGAACGGCCACAGCGCCAUUCUCGACCGCGGGAGGGCGUACGGUAAUUUAGGAGACUGUUACGAGGCUCUAGGUGAUUAUGAAGAUGCCGUGAAGCAUCACGAGCAACAUCUGACCGUCGCUCUGAACUCCAACAGCCUGUUUGAUCAGGACCGAGCUUACAGGGGGCUGGGGAAUGCCCACAGGUCCAUGGGGAACCUACAGCAGGCCCUGGUGUGUUUUGAGAAAAGGCUCGUCGUGGCACACGAACUGAACAAUGCCAAGGCCAUGGGGUCUGCGUACGGUGAACUGGGGUGCCUGCACAGCACCCUGGGUAACUUUGAGCAGGCGAUAUCGUGCUUGGAGCACCAGCUGGAGAUGGCCAAACAAAUGGGCAACAAGAACCUGCAGGCUGAUGCUGCAUGUGGACUGGGUGGAGUCUACCAGCAAAUGGGUGAGUUUGAGAAGGCUCUGGAGUUCCAUCAGCUUGACCUUGAGAUCGCUGAGGAGAACGACAACCCAGCCUGCCAAGGUCGUGCCUAUGGCAACCUGGGAGUUACCCAUGAAUCACUGGGCAACUUCCAGAAGGCCAUCUUCUUCCAGGAGCAACAUCUAAGCAUUGCUGCUCAGAUGAACGACCAAGUUGCGAAGUGCCUGGCGUACGGCAGCCUGGGGCGCACGCACCACGCCCUGGGGAACUACUCGCAGGCCAUCACGUACCUGCAGCAGGGGCUGGGCAUCGCAGAACAGCUGGGCAGGAGGGAGGACGAGGCCAGAAUCAGAUACAGACUUGGUCUGGCCCUGUGGUCACACCAGGAGUUAGAGGAGUCCCAGCAUCAGCUGUACAAGGCUGCUGCCCAGUUUGAGACCAUCCGGAGAGACUCCCUCCUCAGUAGUGACUACAAGCUCAACAUGUUUGACAUGCAGACAGCCUGUUACCAGGCCUUACAAAGAGUAUUGGUCAGCCUGGGCAGACAGGAGGAAGCUCUCGCCAUCGCCGAGCGCGGCCGUACGCGAGCUUUCAUUGACUUGUUGAUGGAGAGGCAGGGCUCGGAGACGGGGAGCGUCAUGGACACAUCCCCGGUAACAGUGGAACAGAUCAUCGCUGCGGUGGACAAACAGAAGGCUGCUGUGCUGUACUACUCCAUAGCUGUGGGAUACCUCUACAGCUGGCUCAUCAUGCCACAGAAAGGAGUGGUAAAGUUCCACGAGUGUAACAUGAACGAACUGAACAGUCACCUGCCGUCGGAGAGGGAGUCUCCCCUGUCAGCCAUGUCUGAGAAGGACAACGUGUCUGUAGCCAUGUCAACAUCAGUGUUGGACCAGUACGUGUCUCAUGUACGGGAGGCCCUGGGAGUGGAGACAAGCAUCCCAAGGUCUUCCAGUGAGACAGAGAGUGAUGCUGAAGAGAUGAGCAUGCACUCCAACAGUACCUUCUUGAGGCUGAUCAACCGUAACCAUGUCUUCAACAAGAGCACCACCAGUAUGAACUCCCUACUCAGCCAGUUCUCCGGGCUGUCGGCCGGCAGCAUUCGCACGGCCAGCAUCGGAACCGGAGGUGGCAGGAGACGGAGACCCUGGUCAGGAAAACCGCCCUUACGUGCUCUGUACGAUCUCCUGAUUUCACCCAUGGAGGACGUGCUACCCAGAAUGAACGGACCGAAGUCCCCUGCGGGACAGCUGGUGUUGGUGCUGGAUGGAGAUCUGUACCUCGUGCCUUUUGCUGUCUUGAAAGGGAGCUCUAGCAAUGAGUGCCUGUAUGAGAGAUAUGGUCUCGUGGUCACACCGUCCAUUCAGGCACUCAGCAUGAACCAGCAAGGACACCCACAGUCAAGGCCCUCUGACGUGCUACCAGGUUUGGUUCUAGGGAACCCCAAGCUGCCUCCAUCCGUGUUAGAGAGAUGGUCAUAUGACCCACUUCCCGCUGCGGAACAAGAGUCAAGGAUCAUUUCAGAGAUGCUGGGAGUCAAACCCUUACUGGGUCCCAUGGCAACCAAAGAAUCUGUCAUGGAGAUCAUCUCCAGUGCAGAGUGUGUCCACUUCUCCACUCACGUCAACUGGAGACUGUCUGCGAUCGUACUCUCACCCGGGGAGCCCAGAAGUCCUCCUGGUUACCGUGGCAAUGGUAACCAUGCCAUUCACAAUAGUCCUGAACAGAUGGACCUGAACCAUGACCUUCACAAUGACAGUGACCUUGAAAGCACCACAGAUGCCCCGUCCUUGUCUGACUUCCUCCUGACAGCAGCAGACAUCCUGAACCUGAAGCUCUGUGCCAAACUGGUUGUGAUCAGCUGUCAUCACCAGGAGUCCCACAGUCGCAUCACUGCCGAUGGCGUGGUGGGCCUGACGCGGGCGUUCCUGGCCGCGGGCGCCCAGUGUGCCCUGGUGUCCCUGUGGCCGGUGCCUGACCUGGCCUGCUGCUUGUUCAUGAAGGCGUUCUAUGGUGGAAUGAUGCAGGGACUGAUGGCCAGCGAGGCCAUGUGUGAAGCAAUGAGAGUGGUACAAAACACCAAGCCCUUCUCCCACCCCUCCAACUGGGCCGGCUUCAUGCUGGUGGGCUGCGAUGUGAAGCUGAGCAGCAAGGCGGCGCUCAUGGGCCAGGCGCUGGGGGAGCUCCUGCAGACUCCAGACAGAGCACGGAACGCAAUGAGGGUUCUACUUCACCUGGUGGAGAAGUCCUUACAAAGAAUCCACCAUGGCCCCCACAACUCCAUGUACACCACACAGCAGAGUAUUGAGAACAAGGUGGGGCCUGUCCGGGGAUGGAAGAACCUCCUGAUAUCUGUGGGCUUCCACUUCGAGUCAGCGGCCAAUGGGCUGCCACCAAGUGUCUUCUUCCCAUUGGCUGACCCAGGGGAUAGACUGACACAGUGCAGUACUAGUCUGCAAGCAUUGCUUGGUUUACCACCAAACUCUCUGGCUGCCCUCUCCAAACUUGUGUCAGCUCCAGAGGCAGGCGAAGCUCUCAUCAAACUGCUCCAGUCAGUCCUGUCACAACUGACCACCAAAGACAGCGUCCAGGUCCCCAUCAAUGUACGGCUCUGGAGGGUGGGGGGCUGCCAUGAACUGCUGGCCUCGAUUGGUUUUGAUUUGAUGGAAGUUGGGAAGGAUGAGGUGACCAUGAGGACAGGCAAACAUGCCAACAAGAGGAACCUCCAGUUUGCUCUGUCUGCACUCCUGGCCAUCUUUGACACAUCAGAGGCUCCAAAGAGCCUGACCCUGGGCAGUUCAUCAUCCUUGGAGAGCUUGUCGUCAUCCCAGUCGAGUACAUCGGUCCCUGCCAUCCCAAAGAGAUCAGAGGGACUUUCCCCGACCCCCCAGGUGGAGGGAGGGGACCAGAGGAGACUGAGCUGGGCCUCUCUCUACAGUGUCUCCUCCUAUGGCAUUCCCAGCAUGGACAGCCAUGCCGACCGAACUCCCAGCCAGACCAACAGCAGUGAGACACCCUCCAGGCUUCCCCAGUGGCCUCCUGCAUCUGUACGACCACAGGAGUACGACCUGAAAUCCAGCCUUAUAGAAACUGACAUGGCACGUGCAUCGCCUGAAGCGGCAGUGUCAGAUAGGCUACCAAAUGGUGGGAAUUCCCCGCAAUUUGGGGAGACACCCAAGAGUACAGCUUCCCAUGUGAGGCAUCUUCCAUCUGACAUGACAUCGACGCCGCUCGCAAAAUCUCGUCUGGAGGCAGAGAGAGACUCUCCCAUAAACAAACCUUCUCCACAGACAUCAGUGGUAGAUACAACAGUAAAUGACCAAAGAGUUUCAGGAAACAAAGAGUCAUCAGAAACAGAUUCCCCAGUGACGUCAGGAAAGAAGGAUGUAAACCCCCCCACCCCACCGAGAAGACGGUCGCGUCCCCACGGUCGCAAAAGCCUGUUUGAAAUGGGCCCUACCCAGGGGUACUUCCCGGAAGUUGGCCCUGGCUUUCCCAAAAGGGACUCUGAUUCGUUAAGCAUCAAUUCUUCUCAGGCCAACGAAGAUGGGGACAAGCCCUCAUGGAAUCUGCGUGCCUCGGGAAGUAGCAAACACUCGACGGCUUCAACGACUUCAUCGUCAACUCUUGUGGAAGACUCUCGAGCAGGAGGCGAUGUUCAGAUUUCCCCUGCUCCCAGCCCGACACCUUCUCCUGUUGGAGAGAAACAGACUCCCCAGGGAGCGGGAGAGGGAAGCGUAUCACUAGCAGAGAAGGUCCUGCAGGAUGUGGAAACCUACAGACUUGCCGUGGAGAAAAUGCAGAGAAUAUCCAAGUUCGAGACUCAGCAGAAGCUGCUGGCCCAGCAGAUGAUGGGAAGGAGAGAGGCUGCGAUGAACCAGAGGAGACAGCCCAGUCAGAAGCCCACCCCUCCUCCGAGGAAAUCGUCCUCACUCUCUGACAACUCUCCGCCUCAGAUUCCUCCUAAACCAGACAUACCCCCCAAACCUUCGCCCCUGAGGACGGAAUCUCCUCUUUAUGACAACAUCAGUAGAAGCAGUCGUCCGUCUGACCUCUCCGACUCUAACGUGUCCAGUAGUGGAGAGGAUGGGUCAUCGACCCCUACCAGACGUAUGAUGAAGUACCCGAGCUCUCCGUACUCGUGCCACAUCGUGGACAGGAGCCCUCGAAGAACUCCGGAAAUCACCGCAAAGACGGUUGACGUGGACAAAAAUUCUAGCAAAUCCAGCAAACAUUCCUCUAGGUCUCACAGAUCAGAGGGAGGGAAGCAUGAGAGACGGUCGCACAGGUCAAAGGAAGACAGGAAGGCCCCAUCAGAAGAGACUCGUUCCAAACCACCAGCGGAAAGCGUUGUAUCGCCUGCUACGCCAGCAUACAUCAAACCAAGGCCUCCCGCGACAAACAGCUUACCGAAUCAGAGUCCAGCAUUCGCAAAGCUUCGGCAAUAUUUUUCCUCUCCUCCAGACAAAAUGAAACCUCCCAACAAGGGGAAACCAAAGGAGGCAAUAGAAAUGGACAAUAUGGCCAAUCCUCCGGCAAAUAAACCUACAGCACCAGACAGUCCCACAAACUCCAUACGAUCAAGGGGAAGUCAGCAUUCCAAUGGACCUGUGAGCACCUCCAGGUCAAAACCACUCCCACCAUACCCGGGACCCCCCAGAAUGGGCAUCGGCCCUCCUCCUUACCCAGGCUCACCUCGUUCUAGCCUGUCCUCCAACCCCCCAUCAACCUCCAGCUCACCUCGUUCCAGCAUCGCUCCCCCAGCUUACUCCCAUCCUGCCACUCCUACUGCACCAGCAGCCCACACAAACUCACCACACAGCAAGGUGGUCCCCAACACCAACCCCAGCCGCCCAACUCCAACCGGUAGUGCAUCUAGCUCCCGGAGACCAUCCCAACAGUCAGUAGAGGACAAGAUACGCGAGGAAACCAUGCUGGCAGCAGCACAGGUGGACAUGCUCAUCGCAGAAGAGCAGAGACGAUCUUCCAUGGCCAAUGGGUCGGUUCCAAGUGGUGCAAAUACAAGUAGUCCUAAAAAAGUCCCGGGCUCGCCUGGAUCCAAAAUUGUGAAAAUUCCACCAAGCAAACCAAACGGACCUUUAAGGAUGGUUUACUUGGAAAAUGGCACAAGGAUUAUCCCUAAUGAAAAACUACUCCAGUCUUCAAAGUGCUGACAAAGGACACAGACUCAAAUACAACAUGACUUUUACAUGCAAUACAGGGUAAAAACAUGUAUCACAGGGCUGUUUUAGGAAAAUGAGAAACUAAGAGAGGUACUUUGAAAUCAGUUGGGGAAUAGAUAGGAAUUCAUUUACUAUAGAUAAAGCCAAUAGGGGCAGUCACAGUCAUUUCAAGCCAAUGUAAACCAUGACUAUUGCUACAAAAAAUAUUUUUUGACACAGUCCUUGACAGUUCAGAUUUAUCACUAUUUGAAAUCCAUGACGUUCACCAAAAAUUCAUGCAACACCUAAUGCAGCAUUUGGUCAUUUUGUUGAAUUAUGACAUGGGCUUUGGCUUUGUCCCUUUGGUGUUGCCAAAAUGUAUAGGUAGUUAAUUGUUGGUGCCCGAAAAUGUCACUGUCUGAAAAAGACUGGUGUUUUGUUAUACAAAAAUGUAUUGUUCGGUGGGGAACGAUUGGCUAUCCUUGAUAACAAAAGGAUAAGGUGUCGUAAUUGUUUCCAAUGAUACUGAGUAUAUACUAGGUGAUUUUGUUUCAAGAUGUGCCUUGGUUAGGUGAACUUUGAUACCCACAGGUAGAUCAUGAAAGGAUCAUUUCCUUGGCAAAGUAUACAAAGGUGAAUGUAGUUAGGUUUAGGUACAAAGAAUCGUGUGUCUACUGAGUGGUAGUAGGACAAUUUAACAAUUUUUAAUCACAGUAUUUGAUACAAUAAUGAUUAUCAUAGCUAUGGAAGUUUGUAAUUUAUACAGUUAUGUGGGAGAUAAUGAUGGUAGAUAUCACAUAUUUGUACCUUUUUUGUUAUAAAGCAUUUGUGCACUUGUAAAUAUGCCUCUUUUGCUUGAAAAUUCACUGCUUGAAAGUGGGCAAAUUGUUAUUUUGCAAAUGUUUUCAUGAUUUUGUGCAUAAAUUGUGCCUGUAAGAUAUGAUAUUUAUUUGUCUAUGUAGCUAAGCUUUGGAUCCUAUUGUGUGUUGCAAAUUGUUUUAAAGAGUGUAAGUCAUUGGGGCGAGUGCUGGUUUGAUUCUCGUCAAUGCAAAUUGUAAUAAAAAUGUUUAUUACUGUU